Molecule: messenger RNA, 1847 nt
Organism: Thamnophis elegans (Western terrestrial garter snake)
Lineage: Eukaryota; Metazoa; Chordata; Lepidosauria; Squamata; Natricidae
Gene: ASB7
Product: ankyrin repeat and SOCS box containing 7
Exons: 7
Coding region: 586-1542 (318 amino acids)
Biological process (GO): intracellular signal transduction
Molecular function (GO): protein binding
Source: RefSeq, a predicted model, not a curated record
GUGAGGAGCGGAGGUGGCUCCUACUCCAUCAGUCAGUCCAGUCAGUCAGGGCAAAGUGGCUCCCUUCCUGGCUGCCUUCCUUCGGCGCUUUGCUCUGCCCGACGCACCGGGCAGCCCCCUUCCCCCCCUCAACUUCCCCUUGUUUUCCCGGCAGCCGGGAAGGGAAGCGCCCGGGGGGCUCCGCGGCUGGGCCGGGCCGGGCCCUGAAGCGAAAAGAGAGAGACGGAAAGACAGACAGGCUCAUGCUGCUACAUAAGAAAUUAGGAAACUCUGAAUGCAGAAUAAAAACCAAGAAGCAAAAAUGUAAUAGAAGAACCUAGUACCCAGUUAUCACAGAAGAAGGAGUAAAACUUCAAGUGAGAAAAUAAUAAGAAAGAAGAUAAUGUUCUUGGCAGUCCUGCUGGAUGUUACAUGCUGACACCUUCUUCAUUUCAAGGAGAAACCAUUUGCUUGCCGUAUUAUGCCUGCAGACAAAGUAAUGUACAAUGAAGACGGAAAACACAACGUACAAAAACUGACUUUUGCCUAUAAGGUGACCGCCGAGACUUCAUGACCCUUCUUUAAAAAGAAGCAGACUCUGCAAAGAUGUUACAUCACCAUUGCCGGAGGAACCCUGAGCUACAAGAAGAGUUGCAGAUUCAGGCAGCGGUGGCCGCCGGGGAUGUCCAUACGGUGCGCAAAAUGUUAGAGCAGGGCUACUCUCCCAAUGGCCGAGAUGCUAAUGGCUGGACCUUGCUCCAUUUUUCAGCAGCGAGAGGGAAGGAAAGAUGUGUCCGUGUGUUUCUUGAACAUGGAGCGGAUCCUACAGUGAAAGACCUGAUUGGCGGCUUCACUGCUCUACAUUACGCAGCUAUGCAUGGCCGAGCCCGGAUCGCACGCCUAAUGCUGGAAUCCGACUACCGUGUUGAUAUUAUUAAUGCAAAAAGCAACGACGGUUGGACUCCCCUGCACGUGGCAGCUCAUUAUGGAAGAGACUCCUUUGUCCGACUCUUGCUGGAGUUCAAGGCUGAAGUCGAUCCGCUGAGUGACAAAGGUACUACACCACUUCAGCUUGCCAUUAUCCGCGAACGGUCCAGCUGUGUCAAAAUCCUCCUAGAUCACAAUGCCAAUAUUGACAUUCAAAAUGGCUUUCUGUUACGCUACGCUGUGAUCAAAAGCAAUCACACUUAUUGCCGGAUGUUCCUUCAGAGAGGAGCGGAUACGAACUUGGGGCGCUUAGAAGAUGGACAGACGCCGUUGCACUUGUCUGCUCUUAGGGAUGAUGUACUUUGUGCGCAGAUGUUGUACAAUUAUGGCGCGGAUACCAACACAAGGAACUAUGAAGGACAGACUCCGUUGGCGGUUUCAAUAAGCAUAUCUGGAGGUAGCCGGCCUUGUUUGGAUUUCUUACAGGAAGUAACAAGGCAGCCUCGGAACUUGCAAGAUCUCUGUCGAAUUAAAAUCCGCCAGUGUAUAGGCCUUCAAAACCUCAGACUCCUUGACGAGCUACCGAUUGCCAAGGUCAUGAAAGACUACUUAAAACACAAAUUUGAUGACAUCUGACAAUUUGCAAGAGCUGGACAAAUAAGCAGGAUUAGUUUUUAUUCCAGAUACCUUUCAAAGGCUGGUCACCUUGCACAACGUAUAUCCUAUGCAAUUUCUGAUUUUUUUGUGUGUGUUUUUUUUCCCCUGAGAAGUCAGAAGGCAGGUAUACAAUUCCUUUUGGGGGGCAGGCGGGCGGGCAGGUGGAGGGGGCCCUGUUUUAUACCAAAAUGCUAGGAGGUCUUAAAUUUUUUUUUGAAUUCUUGGUCCAAGUUUACAAGAUUCAAGCUUUCUAUACAACGUUACAAAUGAGGGGGGGGGUGGAG